UUAAUUAAUAAUAUUAUAUAAAAGGGAAACAAACAACAUCUUCCAUUUUUCCUUCACCAUCCUGAUUUUCUUCCUCUCCCUCUGAAAACCCUAAUUGCAGCUCUGCCGUUUAUCUCUCUCCUUUGUCUAAAAGGAGACAGCUUUAGCUUUAAGAUCAGAUGGAGUGGUCAUCCCCUCUGUGUGAAGAGUAAUUGUCAUUGCAGUGUAAAAGGGGUAUACUGGAAGCAGACCGAUGGAGGCAAACAUCUGUGACGUCAAUCAUUUGGAUGCUGAUGUCCUUCUGCCUCCUCGAAAACGUCUGCUUGCUGGUUUGAAGAAACAGAGCCCGGAUGGUGAUAGUGUUGCAUGGCUGUCUCUAGUUGCUACUUCAGCUGCAGCUGCAGAUUCAGCAUCAGCUUCAGCUUCAGCUUCUGCAUCUUCUUCUUCAUCACAUUCUUCAAGUGAAUUUAACACCCGCCUUAACAAUAUAUUGAGUUCUCAUAACUCUAACCUUUCGCCGGAGCAGCUAGUAGAGGUCUCGAAUUCAGCUGCUACUGCUGCAGUGAAGGCUGCAGAGGUUGCGAGAGCUGCAGCUGAAGAGAAAGCCGCAAUAGCUGCGAAGGCAGUGGCUGCAGCCAAGAGUGCUUUAGAUUUGGUUGCCUCUUUUUCGGAAGAAACAGCAGGCAAGGAAAAACACCUGAAAAAGAACAAGUUCAAGAAGCACGUUCCAGUUCAACUCUUGUACAAAAAAUACCGACCGAUUGAAAAUUGUAAGAAGGACGAAGAGUUGGCCCGAAAGUUGCACAGAGCUAUAAAUAGCUCUCCAAGAAUCAUAAAGAAUUCAUCAAGUGCUGACGGAAAGGGUCAUAAAAACAAGAGGCCUAAAAUCUCACAUGGUUCCGAGAAAGUUAGGGUUCCCAAUGGGGGCAUUGUUUUGGAACAAAACCCGGCAUCUACUUGCAAUGGACAUUCUAUGGCAGAUAAGGUCAAUGUCGAAGGCACCAUCCAAGACUUGUACGAAAAUGGUAGACCUGAUAACGUGGGUCAAAUGGAAAUGGAUAAUGGAGAAGCAGAAUCAAGUCAUAUGAAGGAGAAAACUUGGGAUGCUGUGAGUACCACUGGUAAAAAGAGGGGAAGAGUGAAGCUAAAAAAGUUGCCGUUGAGCAAUUGCACCUUCAGGGAUCAAGCAAAUCUGAAAGAAGAAACAGAUGCGAGAGGCUCCCCAUUGACAGACAUGAACAUGGGUAACCCAAAUGCCGGAAAGAAGCCUUUGUUUCCUGUGGAGUCUUCAGCCGAUAGUAUGCCACCAAUUGAGGCUGCACCGGUGUGGAAAUGCAAGGAUUUCAAGGCUCCAGCAUGCGGGAAACAAAGUAAAGUCGUGCAAUCUUGAUGUCAAAAGGAUAUUGUUGUGACUGGUGAGCCAUGGGAUAGGAUUGAAUAGCUGAGGUAGGAUUCACAACUUCACGUCUUAUAGAAAACGGCCUUAUUUCGUUACCUUUUCUUUGUUUUCGCUCCAUUUGGCUUUGUAAUGAACUUUGAACUGACUACAUGUAAAUUUAGAUGUUACAUUUCUUGCAUCCGUCGUGCUUUUACCGGCUCGUCCGAAUUGCCUGUUGUUCAUUUGACAGCAAAGCAAAGCUUGAAGCUGAGAUAACAGGGAUGUAAUUAGCAUGUCUAGUGUUUUGUUGAUAUGUUGCACAAUAAUUACUGCUGGUGUGCUCAUAGAUGUAUAAAACAUUCUCAUUCCUUUUCAUUUUCUGGUUUUUACUUGCAGUGAAAGUUCUGCUUUGAA
Malus domestica (apple) is the source of this 1771-nucleotide messenger RNA. RefSeq lists its product as uncharacterized. Lineage: Eukaryota; Viridiplantae; Streptophyta; Magnoliopsida; Rosales; Rosaceae. The record is from RefSeq and is a predicted model, not a curated record.